Molecule: messenger RNA, 1731 nt
Organism: Pygocentrus nattereri (red-bellied piranha)
Lineage: Eukaryota; Metazoa; Chordata; Actinopteri; Characiformes; Serrasalmidae
Gene: crym
Product: crystallin, mu
Exons: 8
Coding region: 223-1161 (312 amino acids)
Biological process (GO): thyroid hormone metabolic process
Cellular component (GO): cytoplasm
Molecular function (GO): thyroid hormone binding
Source: RefSeq, a predicted model, not a curated record
UUAUGCACAAUAUCGCCAUUUCUGCGGCUGCUGGAAUAACAGGGAUAUAAACGAAAUUCCGCUCUCGGAUCCUGAGCAGGGAAUUCGGUAGACGGGCUAAACGUUCCCUCACAGACAGUCACGUGCAGAACUCCCAAUCCCAGUCUCAGGCGCCGAAGUCUCACAGCUCACACUUCCCUCUGUAGGCUCGGGAACAGUCAGCGUUCCUGGAAGACCGGGAGAAUGGCUCCGCAGCCCGUCUUCCUCAGCGACGAUGUCGUUGCGCGUCUCCUUCGUUACGACGACUUAAUUCCCCGGUUAGAGGCGGUUCUGGGGAAGUUCUCCCUCCGGGACAGCGCGGCAGUGGUGCAGCCAGUGAGGUCCGUGAUGCCUGUAGUGGACCACAACGGGUUCCUGGGGCUGAUGCCUGCAUACGUAGCAUAUGAAGGCAUCUUGUGCGCGAAGGUGGUCGCCUUCUACAGCCGAGAAGAAGGGUCGAGUUUGCCGUCAACUCAGGCCACCGUGCUGCUCUUUGACCCCGAGUUUGGGAAUGUCGCCGCGGUUAUGGAUGGAUUAGAUAUCACUCAUAAAAGAACAGCAGCUGUGUCAGCCAUAUCUGCCAAACUGUUGAGUCCAGCUCAGUCAGACGUAUUGUGCAUACUAGGUUCUGGACACCAGGCGCUCAGCCAUUAUGAAGUCUUCAUGCAGCUCUUUUCAUUUAAAGAGGUCCGUGUGUGGAGCAGAAGAAUGGAAAUGGCAAAGCAGUUUGCAGCUAGUGUCCAGGGUUCUGUAACAGUGUGUUCCUCUGUUAAAGAAACAGUUGAUGGAGCUGAUGUAAUCGUGACCGUUACUAACUCAAGUGAACCCGUGCUCUUUGGGGAGUGGGUCAAGCCUGGUGCUCAUGUUGCAGCGGUGGGGGCAUGCCGACCAAACUGGAGGGAACUGGAUGAUGUUUUGAUGAGAGAUGCUGUGAUCUACGUUGACAGCAGGGAGGCCGCUGCAGUGGAGUCAGGAGACAUUAUUCUGUCUGGGGCGAAAGUGUUUGCUGAAAUUGGAGAAGUUCUAAAUGGAACCUCGCCUGCUCUCCGUGAGAAGACAACAGUAUUCAAGUCUCUGGGAAUGGGAAUACAAGAUGCCAUCUGUGCUAAACUUGUGUUCGACAAGUGGAAGAGUAACCAGUGAAGGACUAAGGAUUCAGCUAUGAAGAAGAAUCACUUGCUUUCAAUACAAAUAUUCUUUUGAGGAUAAACUCACUACUGAAUCUUUAACCAGCAGGCAUGAUUCCAAUAAUGAACACAUUUGUCUUUUGAGAUCAGAACUGUUGAUUGCUUUUACAGUACUUCAGAUCAUUUAAAGACAUGGGACGAAAUUAAAUAUCAGAGCUAAUGGUUAAUACACUAACUCCAGUUAAAAUGCAGUAAAACAAAGCUGACAUGUCUUCACAUUGUCAUAGAUUAAGAUAAAAAUUUAUUUUUAAAAACAGUUCUGAGGAUUCAACUACUUGCUUAUUAUUUAUACACCAAAUAUAAAAAUGCACUAAAAUGUGUACUGUCGAUGUGAAUUUCCAUUUAUUGUUGUGAUUUAAGAUUCCUUUAUCUUGAGGGCUUAACUGCACACUGCCACUUUUUACACUUCUUUAACUAUGUUAACCUGAAUUAAUCGUGCUUAGAAAACACCUGCACAUUCUGAUCAUCUGUCAAACUACAGUCUCUGUACAAUACAAGUGAAAUAAUAAAAGCCCUCUCACAAUGA